AUGUGGAUGGUUGAACACUGCAGCUUGGGAGAGACUGAAAGUCAUGAGCGUGAAGGGUUUGCUGUCAACCCUGCUUCUGUCAAGGGGACAACAACCCUACAGACAUUGUUCACAAGUGUCGUUGAUCAGAAUGGCCUGUCCGCGAUUCACUUACUGACAUGGUCUGGACCAGAGGAUCCGCGCUUGAGAGUGGAGCUGGUGACUGAGUCAGGGACAUACUGGGCGGAAUACGACUAUUUCACUUUGUACGAUCCUGGCCGUAACUACUCACUUGGUGCGGGGGGCUACUCGGGUACCGCAGGAGAUGCGUUCUCAGGUAUUUACCCAGACCCGUUUCAAACCUACGACCGAAACAAGCACAGCUGUGUUACAUAUACUAAUGGCCCCUGGUGGUACAAGUCUGACUGUGCCAGCAACGCUAACCUCUUCAGCCCUGAUAAACUUUACAUGACCUGGGCUGACAUCGGCCGCGUGACGUUCUCGGAGAUGAAGAUAAAGCCAAACUAACACAGUUGUCUCCUGUACUCACUGCUUACACCGCCAGUCGACUGUUCACUGUUCACUACAGGUUCCACUGAUGAUGUGAGCUCAGUGUACAUUAAUCUUUUGCAAUAGUCUAGCAUCUCAACCUAGCGCAGACUACUAUACUUUAAUUGUUUAAUUUGAGUAUAUUGCCUGGUGAUUCUAUUAUACGCGUGUUGUAUUACUUCUUUCAGAUUUGCAUUUGCUCUGAUAAACUAACAUGUUUACAAACGUAAAGUCUAAGUUUAAUUAAUGAAUUUUGCAUUAAUUGUGUCUGGGUUGUAGUAAACGUGCCAUCAGCUGCCGCUAUACACUUGAUAGUUUAUAGUAAACGUGUCAUGAACAUUACUUCCCCUUUAAACUAAUGAUAAUGGUGGUUGAUACAUCACAUCUCUUACUUAAUUGUACAAACAAAUAAACUAUUUUAAUAUUUGCUCCACACUGAAGAGCUCUAACAGCAAGGCGCUAGCAAAAUGGCGACACACACCUGGUGACACACCUGUAUAUUCUCUGUGUACAACUUCCACUACAAACUUUCUGUUACAAUAUUGCAGUAAGAGCGAGGUUUCCAGCAGUUGUUGUUCUCCUCCUUCUACAGGGGGUUGAUGUAGAUUUGCUGGUGCAGCUUUAGUAACUGCUGUAAUUCGGCUUGUGUUCUGUUAAUAUUGCCAUUUGUUGUGCUUGUGUGCUAGUAUUUUACAUUAUUUUGUAUUUACUAAACUCUGGAGGGACUCUUGCCUGCACUGCCUCGCUGUGUUGUAUUCUAAAAUGUCACGUGACGCUUUGCUUAAUAAGUAUUUGUCCUAAACUGAA
Pomacea canaliculata is the source of this 1335-nucleotide messenger RNA. Its product is annotated as fibrinogen-like protein A. The record is from RefSeq and is a predicted model, not a curated record. The coding region runs from base 1 to 507 and encodes 168 amino acids. NCBI's taxonomy places the organism in Eukaryota, Metazoa, Mollusca, Gastropoda, Architaenioglossa, Ampullariidae. The transcript has 3 exons.